Messenger RNA from Gymnodraco acuticeps, 537 nucleotides. Its product is annotated as carnosine N-methyltransferase-like. The transcript has 4 exons. Bases 19 to 522 code for a protein of 167 amino acids. The record is from RefSeq and is a predicted model, not a curated record. NCBI's taxonomy places the organism in Eukaryota, Metazoa, Chordata, Actinopteri, Perciformes, Bathydraconidae. Gene Ontology annotation, molecular function: S-adenosylmethionine-dependent methyltransferase activity.
UGUAAGUUUGUUUCAGACAUGGCCGAAACAACGGGAGAGGGACCUCAAGGAGCACCAUUUUUUGACAAAGACAGAAUUCAAAACAGCCCCGAGGAAGAGGCCAAGCUGGAGAGGAAGCAUUUCUGGAGAAUAAUCGAUGCUUUUAGAUUGUACAGGGUCAACGUCCAGGAGCAGGUCAAGCGUGCCGAGCGUCAGUUUCUGAGCCUCCCGAAGCACCACCAGGAUUUGCUGCCAGAUGUUUUGUCCAACCUGGCCCGGAUCAGCCAGUGUGCGGACCACAACCAGGGCAUUAUGCAGGCCAUCAUUCACAACAGCCUCCACAUGUUUGAGAACAUUGAGUACGGCGAGAGGGAGGAUCCGCGGAAGGUGCGUCCCUCUUCAACGUUUGACAUGGACAAGCUUAAGUGCACCAUAAAGCAGUUUGUCAGAGACUGGAGCGAGACUGGCCGGAAAGAGAGGGAGACCUGCUACAAGCCGAUCAUCCAAGAGAUCCAAAAAAUAUUCCCAAGCGACCAAUGGUGAGCGUGCUGAUUCCGG